AGGCUGCAGACUUCUUUUACAAAGAUUUGUGAAAGAAUAGGUCGCUCUCAGGAGCUCAGUGAAUUCAAGUGUGGUCCCAUAAUAGGUUGCCACCUGUGCAAUAAGUCCAUUUGGGAAAUUUCCUUGCUACUAAAUAUUCCACUGUCAACUGUUAGUGGUAUUAUAACAACGUGGAAGCAACUGGGAACAACAGCAACUCAGCCAGAAAGUGGUAGGCCACUGGAAAUGUGUUCUCUAGAGUGAUAAAUUAUGCUUCUCUGUCUGGCAAUCCGAUAGAUGUAUUUGGGUUUGGCAGUUGCCAGGAGAACGGUACUUACCUGACUGUAUUGUGCCAAGUGUAA
Staurois parvus is the source of this 341-nucleotide messenger RNA. NCBI's taxonomy places the organism in Eukaryota, Metazoa, Chordata, Amphibia, Anura, Ranidae. The record is from the annotation of a GenBank genome assembly.